Messenger RNA from Oryzias latipes (Japanese medaka), 3281 nucleotides. RefSeq names its product exocyst complex component 2 (gene exoc2). The record is from RefSeq and is a predicted model, not a curated record. Gene Ontology annotation, cellular component: exocyst. Gene Ontology annotation, biological process: exocytosis; Golgi to plasma membrane transport. NCBI's taxonomy places the organism in Eukaryota, Metazoa, Chordata, Actinopteri, Beloniformes, Adrianichthyidae.
GCUAGAUCCGGAAGUUCCUGCGGAUUACAGGAAAUGGUCGCGGGGACAAGCUACAGUUAACUGCGUUGAUUGACCCUCGAGUUCCUGUUUGCCAGAGGCCGCCAUGUCACGUGCACGUCCACCCCCGCUGGUCACAGGCAUCUCCCCCAAGGAAGGAGCAGCAUGGACCAAAGUCACAAUCCGUGGGGAAAACCUAGGCACGGGUCCAGCCGAUCUUAUUGGUCUAUCAAUCUGCGGGCACAACUGCAUGCUGACGGCCGAAUGGAUGUCCGCCAGCAAAAUAGUGUGCCGCGUGGGACCUGCCAAAGACGAUAAGGGGGAGAUCAUCGUCACCACCAAGUCGGGAGGUCUGGGCACCUCGACCGUGUCGUUCAAGCUCCUCAGGCCGGACAGGAUCGGUAUCCUGGACCAGUCGGCGGUGUGGGUGGACGAGUUUAACUAUUACGACAUGAGGACGGACCGCAACAAAGGAAUUUCCCCGCUCUCCUUGCGUCCCAGCAAUCCGCUGGGCAUCGACAUAGACAAAGGAAAAAUCCCACAGAAAGACAUCGAUCAGAUUUUUCCAGGAAUGAGUGGAGACUUCACCAGUGAGAAUUUCUCUGCCACCUGGUACCUCAUAGAGAACCACACAGGCUCCAGCUUUGACCAGUUGAAGAUUGGAGCGAAUAACCUGAAGAAGCAGGCCACCAAAAAGAACGAGGGGAGUCUGGCUUACGUGAAAGGAGGCCUCAGUACUUUCUUUGAGGCUCAGGAUGCUCUCGCAGCUAUUCACCAGAGGCUGGAGUCCGAUGGCACGGAGAAGGUGGAGGGAUCGAUGACCCAGCGGCUAGAAAACAUCCUCAAUCGGGCAAGCGAUACAGCAGAUACUCUGUUCCAAGAGGUUUUGGGAAGGAAAGACAAGGCGGACUCCACCCGUAAUGCACUAAACGUCCUGCAGCGUUUCAAGUUCCUCUUCAAUUUGCCCCUCAACAUUGAACGCAACAUCCAGAAGGGCGACUAUGAUGUCGUGAUCAAUGACUAUGAAAAGGCCAAAUCUCUUUUUGGCAAUACCGAAGUCCCAGUAUUCAAAAAAGUUUACGCCGAAGUAGAGACGAGGAUUGGAGCUCUGAGGCGUCUCCUGUUAGAGAAGCUUCUGCAGACGCCCUCAACACUUCAUGACCAGAAAAGAUACAUCAGGUACCUGUCAGACUUGCACGCCCCGGGUGACCCAGCCUGGCAGUGCAUUUAUGCUCAGCAUAAGUGGAUCUUGCAGCUGAUGCAGGACUGCAGGGAUGAGUUCCUCAGUGGCCAAAGAGGAGGCGUCAGGGCUCUGGACCUGGAGGGGGAUACCCGGCCACCAACGCUUGGCCGACUGAGCCACACAUCGUCUCUGAACAGGGGGGGCAGUCUGCAUUCGUCACGACCCAACACGUGGCGCUUUGAAACCCCUCAGCUGGUGCAGUUUGUGGGGAAGCUUUCAGACGUUGUGAUUGGUCAGCUCCCCAACUUCUGGAAGCUUUGGAUCUCCUACGUUAACGGGAGUCUGUUCAGCGAGACAGGAGAGAAGUCUGGUCAGGUGGAGAAAUCAAAGAAGAACGCUCGGCAAAGACAGAACGACUUUAAAAAAAUGAUUGAGGAGUUGACCAAUCGGCUUGUGAGGCUCAUUCGGGGAGCUCUCCUCCCCACCACUCUGCCACCUGCAGAGCUGAAUUUUUACGGAGGCUGGGAGGGCAAAACAGAGCUGACGGGGGUCUGGCUGACCCAGAUCAUCCACACAGUCAGGGGUUGCCAUGAAGCACUCUCUGCUCUGGAGAUCCCAAAUGAUCUCCUGCAGGUUAUCUCGGAUCUGCUGCUGGAUCUGAGAGUCCACUGCCUCAUGAUGACGCUGCUGCACACCACAGAAGAUGUGAAGAGACUCGCUGUGAAGGAAGACUGGGUUGUAGACAAUGAAGGAAUCACCAGCCUGCCUUACCACUUUGAACAGUGCGUGGUCCAGAUGUUGCAGUCCUUCAAAGAACCUCUGGAGACCAAACCAGGAGAAAUCAAUGUGCUGCAGUUAGACCAGGUCCAGGACCAGGCAGCAGAGCUCAUAGUGACCAUCAUGACGGCUUUUAUAAACUGUCUGGAGCAGCUGAGCAUGAAAACGGAUGGAGACAUCCAAGUCUCUCACAACAUUUCUGUAGAUCUGUCCUCUCCAGACCGCUUCGCAGCCGCCCACGAGGACUUCAGUCCAACUUCAGAGCAGCGUUUGCUGAUCAUUCUGAGCAACUGCCAGUACCUGGAGAGACGCACCUUCCUGAACUUGGCGGAUCACUUUGAAAAGCACGGCUUCACGGGAACAGAGAAGAUCACGCGGGUGAGCAUGGACGCCAUCCGAGAGCUGGACCGGAAACUCUUUGAAGCUUACAUCGAGCGGCGUGCCGACCCCAUCGCCGGCUCCCUAGAGCCUGGAAUCUACGCUGGAUACUUUGACUGGAGGGACUGCCAGACGCCGUCAGGUGUGAGGAACUACCUAAAGGAAGCUCUUGUGAGCAUCAUCGCAGUCCAUGCUGAGGUCUUUACAGUCUCCAAGGAUCUGGUUCCUCCGGUUCUCUCGAGGAUCGUGACAUCAGUUGCAGAUGAGAUGUGUCGCCUGAUGCAGUGUGUGUCCUCUUUCAGCAAAAACGGCGCCCUGCAGGCCCGGCUUGAGCUCUGCGCCCUAAGAGACGCUGUGGCCACAUACAUAAACCCUGACAGCAACACCAGCUUUAAACUGGCUCUGGAGGCUCUGCCUCAGCUCCACAGCGGAGGCGAUAAGAAGUUGCUGGAAGAGCUGCUCAACAAGUUCAAGAGCAGCAUGCAUCUCCAGCUCACCUGCUUCCAGUCGUCCAACAUCCCGCUUGUCAAAAGAUGACCUGCUUUUUGCUCCACCACAGCGCCACUCUACUCUCCUUUAUCUGCUCACAGUCAUCUAACGAACCGUAACUUUAUCUCCUCAUCUAUCAUUAUAUUGUUUACUCAUCUGUUCUUUUUAUUUUUUUAUUUUUUUUUUUACAGUGUCACUUUCAAUUUCUGCUUCACCAAAAGAAACACACACAUGUCUGUUUAUCUGAUCUGACACUAAAUGAGUGGAUUUCAUUGUUACUGUGCAGGACAGUCCCAGCUGUUGCGUAUGCUAAUCGCUCCACUCAAGUAGUUUACAGGCAGGAGAUGUUGAUUGUCUAAAAAAAGAAAAAAAGUUCUGAAGCAUGUCAGGCAAAUACAUGUCUAAGUAGCUGGGAAUAUCUGCGAUGUGAUUUAUCCAAUAAAAUGAAUCAACUUGA